AAGCAUUUCUUUUUCCCUCUUUCCAAAAGAUGUCUCUGAUUAGUGUAACGCGUAAGCUCUACUACUACUGCUCAACGCUGGGCUUCUAAAAGGCGCAUCAGCAGCAGCAGGAGGGGGUUAGCAGCUUGGUCCUCAUCGGUGCUCGGUGUCAGGGGAGAUAGAUCCAUGGAGCCUAAGGAGGCGACCAAAGGGGAAGCGGUGGCGCCGGCGGCCGGAGCCGCCGCAGUUGAUGUCGGUGGCGCAGGAGCAAAGAAUGGACCUCCAGUGCCGGUCGACAAUGCCGCAGCUGCCCCGGCUGACAGAGAUGCCGUUCUUGCAAAGGUGGAGAUGGGCAGGAAGCUGUCGAUGGUCAGGGCUUGGGAGGAGAGCGAGAAGAGCAAAGCUGAGAACAAGGCUCAGAAGAAGAUGUCAUCCAUCAUGUCCUGGGAGAACACAAAGAAGGCUGCUGUGGAAGCAAAGCUUCGAACCCGAGAGGAGACGCUGGAAAAGAAGAAGGCGGAGUACGCAGAGAAGAUGAGGAACCAGAUUGCAGCCAUCCACAAGGAGGCUGAAGAGAAGCGCGCGUCGGUGGAGGCCAAGCGACACGAGGAAAUCCUCAAGUACGAGGACAUGGCAGCCAAGCACCGAUCCAAAGGGACCACCCCGGCAAAGAAAUUCCUGGGCUGUUUCUAGCUGGUGACUGGUGAGGAAGGAACGCAAGAUACCGUACAGUUCAGUCGUGUUCUUGUAGCUUCUGAAAGGGACUCAAGUGUGAGGUCCUGAAUCAAUUUGAGCUUCGCAGCAGCUUCUUUGCUUUGGAGGUUCACUCUUCGGUUCUGCUCGGAGUGGCAUGAGCAGGACAGAACACGUACGGUGGCCAGUUCAUCAGUUGCGGUUUUGGCUUGUUUUCGUGUAUAACUACUGUAUAUGUUUUCGUCAUCUUGGCUAUUGUUCUGCUGUGUGUGUGUAUUGUUUGCUGAUAAUGUGCGUGCUUGUGGCUC
Molecule: messenger RNA, 980 nt
Organism: Panicum hallii
Lineage: Eukaryota; Viridiplantae; Streptophyta; Magnoliopsida; Poales; Poaceae
Product: remorin-like
Exons: 5
Coding region: 166-672 (168 amino acids)
Source: RefSeq, a predicted model, not a curated record